Molecule: messenger RNA, 4789 nt
Organism: Ctenopharyngodon idella (grass carp)
Lineage: Eukaryota; Metazoa; Chordata; Actinopteri; Cypriniformes; Xenocyprididae
Product: toll-like receptor 4
Exons: 3
Coding region: 1897-4434 (845 amino acids)
Biological process (GO): toll-like receptor signaling pathway; inflammatory response; defense response to Gram-negative bacterium
Cellular component (GO): membrane
Molecular function (GO): lipopolysaccharide immune receptor activity; protein binding; lipopolysaccharide binding
Source: RefSeq, a predicted model, not a curated record
UCUGGGGAUCUGAAUGUGUUAAUUAUCUUGCUGUCAAUGCAGGCCUCGCUGAGCCAUCAGAUUUUAUCAAAAAUAUCUUAAUUUGUGUUCCGAAGGUGAACGAAGGUCUUACGGGCGUGGAACAACAUGAGGGUGAGUAAUUAAUCACUGAAUUUUCAUUUUUGGGUGAACUAACCCUUUAACUGCUGUUCUAUCAUGAAGCAAGUGUUGGAAUAGGUGAUGGUUAUCCUGGUAAGGAUAGUAACCUUGCUUCUGUUUGUGGCUGAUUUUACUGCAGUAUCAGAUCCAACCAAUCAGAAAGUUCAUAGGAUUUAUUUAUGUGGGGUCUCUGAGACCCAGAGUCAUUUUUCAUGGAGGAUGUUGUUUUAAAACAGUCAUCAAAUGGUAAUAAUAAAUGUGAAGACGAUGAGGACACCUGCUGGUCAAAAACGUCUAAAUGCAGUGGCAAGACUAAACACAAGCAGCUGGAACUAAUGACUAAUGAAUAAAUGACUAAAAACAAGAAGCUGUAACUAAUGACUAAUGAAUGAACCAGGAAGUUCUGGUUCCAGCCUGUGCUGCUGAGUGGGUUACGACUGCAGCUCUGUUUUGCAUUGUUUUGAAUCUUACUAUUAUUCUUUGUCGUUUAAACUGCUAAAUAUAACUUAGGGGCCAUUUACCUGACAGUUUUCAACUUUUUAUGCGCUUUGGCCGUUCAUUUACAUGACAACGGCAUUUAGGGGGCCUGAAAAAGCAAGUUUUUGAAAACGGGUUGAUAAUGAUACCACAGUUGUCUCUGUGUAAACAACAAAAACUCAAAUUUGCAUAUUACAUGUGUAUAAGUUCAGUCUAUAGGCACAUAGUGUUUCUUUACAAAGUGACAUCGCCAACUAGUGGCCUGGCAUGCAUAACACAAGAGUUUUUAGUCGUUUUUAUGGAUCUUUCUUGGUUGAAAUCGCAUGGCCACCCCAAAGGGGGCCCCUAAAAUAAUCACCAAAUUUGGCCCCGCUAGCGAUGGCAUUGGCUAUGACUGCUGCUUACCUUGUUGACCAAUGGUGAACGAAAUGUUCCUCCAAGCAUUGUUUUUUAUAUUAAUAUUGUGGUAGUCUGGGUAUGUCAUCUGGUACGGACAUGGAUACUCAGAGACCAGCAGUAUUCUUGCUAAAACAAAGUCAUUGUACAUGUAGAAAGUGGUGGUUAGUUGUCCCGCUCCUGCUCCAUUGUGAAUUAUUAAAUACAUGGCACUCCUACUGCAGCAAUUUUAAAAAAUAUGCUGGCCUCUGGAAAGAAAGAAAUUUAAAAACUCACCAUGCAGGAUUGUUUCACACAUUUAGCAGCUGUUAAUAUUUAAAUUGCUUGUGUUAAGAUGCAGGUAUUUGCACUGCGUGAAAGUGGUGCAACUGUUUAGUGCACCUGUCUCAAUUUAAUGUGUUUCUAGCCUGGAAAAUAAUGAAGAUUUAGCAAAGGAAUUUUCCUGUGAUGCAAUGAUUGUAAGAAAAUAUCUAAUAACUGAAUACCUAACUUGUAAAAUGUAAUAUAAAAAUAGUACUCUGUAUUCAACAACUACUUCAACUAGAUUCAUGCUCUAUAACGUCAGUAAAACCAGACCUUACCUCUCUGAUUAUGCUGCACAGCUCUAGUCCUGCCACCUUUUAUCUCAAAACUUUUCUUCUGCGAUGCUGUACCUGCUGGCUUUUCAGGUUCAGAUGAUCCAGAGUGAUUUAAAGUGUUGCCUAUACAAAUAAAUGUACACAUAAAUUCAUCCUUAUUCAUUUUACAUGAAUUGUAGAGGCUAUUCAAUAUAUUGCAAUUCAUCUAUUCAGAAAGGUACUUCUUCAUUCAAGAUUUACCAAAAUUAAGCCCAAGCCUACUUCUCUGUGACAUCCUUUCAGCCAUAGUUCCCCAUUGUUGAAAACCAUGGCAUUCGUUCCUCAUAUUCAAAGAUUGCUACUAAGGCUGACUCACAUUUUUAUGACGGUCAAGAUCACUCAAAAAAUGAGUUUCUUCACUAUAAGUGCUUUCAUGAUAUGUUUUUCCAUAGGUGCUGGAGAAUCAUGCGCUGAAAUUACAGAGAAUCUGCACUACUCAUGCAUGGGAAGAAACCUCAGCUCCAUACCACCCAGUAUUCCUUCAUCUGUUCAAACUCUGGAUUUCAGUUUUAAUGUUUUGAAACACUUACAGAAGACUGUAUUCCCAGUUUUGUCUUUUCUGAGAGUUCUUGAUCUGUCAAGAUGCCACAUCAAGCACAUUGAAAAUGAUGCUUUCUACAAUGUGAAGAAUUUGACUACUUUGAUUCUCACUGGAAACCCUGUUACAUAUUUUGGACCUGGAUGCUUGAAUUCUUUACAUAAUCUAAGGAGACUAGUUCUUGUGGAUGUUGGUCUCGCAUCCUUACAGCUUCAAAUGAAUAACCUAACCAAGCUACAGGAACUUAGAGUUGGAACAAAUAACAUCCAGUCUGUGUCUCUCCCUCCAUUCAUGAGCUCCUUUAAAGAGUUCAGUUUACUUGAUCUACAUGCCAAUAAUAUAUCCAUCAUCAAAACUGAUCACACAGUUGUGUUGCGAAAGAUUGGCAGAAACAUGACUUUGAUUCUCUCUAGGAAUCCAUUAUUAUACAUUGAACCAGGAGCUUUCAAAGAUGUUUAUCUCAGACAGCUGGAUAUCCGAUCUGCCUUUGUUUCAUUUGCUGCUCAGAAAUUUGGUCUAAAAGCUCUAUAUGGUCUUAAUGUCAAAAAAUUGUUAUUUGGAAAGUUCAGGGGAGAUUUCAAAUUUAAAUACUCAGAUGCUAAUAUUUUAGAUGGCCUUUGCUCUAUUUUUUUCCAGGAAGUAUAUUAUUAUAUUAGUGAUAGGCCUGAUGAACUAAUUUCUAUCUUUCCCUGUAUGAUUAAUGCUACAAUUGUGGUUGUGAAGGAUGGUGUAAUUGGUGAUAUGGAGUAUGUAUUUUUUCAUGAACUCAAGGAACUUUACUUGAUUUCCAAUCACUUAUCUAUUUUGCCAGGUAAACAACUUUCACAUCUCUAUACUUUAGAAAAACUAGUAAUUACGCACAACAGUGAACUUUUUAGUGCUGCAACCUUCAUAGACAUGCCUAAGCUUCAGUAUGUGGAUCUGACCUCUAACCGGAUUACUUUAAAACGAUGCUGCUCGACACUUUUAUCUGGCACCCCUCAAAUCAGAUAUUUGAAUUUAAGUCUAAAUGCAGAAAUUGAUCUUGAUGUAGGAGCAUUUGAUGGACUUGAUUCCCUUGAGAUUCUAGAUUUCCACCAUACAAAGGUUGUAGAUAUGGGAUACCUUUCUAUUUUGUCAAACUUAAAGUAUUUGAGAUAUCUGGAUGUUUCUUAUUCAAGUAUCACUUUCACUAACAAAUAUUGCUUUUAUGGACUGAGCGGUCUUAAUGUUCUCAAGAUAGCUGGCAAUAAUUUUCAGGGUGAUGUAGUAAGAUAUUUAUUUAACAAUCUCACAGUUCUAGAGCACCUUGACAUGUCAUACUGUCGUAUGGUAGAGGUACACUCGAGCUCUUUUAAAAAUCUUCAAAGCCUUAGACAUUUGAAUCUCAGAGGAAACAAAUUAAUGGCUAUAGAUUUUCUUACCCACUCAAACCUGAAACAAUUAACAUCAUUUUAUGUUGAUAAAAACAGCAUUACUAGCAUCCCACUUGAUGUUCUCCAAAAGCUGCCAACAAACCUUUCAGAGUUUGAUUUGUCCUCCAACCCCAUCGAUUGCUCCUGUUCUCAGACAGAUUUUAUUUUGUGGAUUAUCCAAAAUCAGAACAUUUUAAAGCAACCAGGAAAUAUUUUCUGUAAAUCUUUUUCACUAAGCUCAGGUUUUAGAGCAGCAGACUUUGACAUUGACAGCUGUGUGCACAAGAAAAGACUCGCAAUCAUUUUAUCAGUAUGUUUUGUUACAUUAGUAGUCGUGUUAUCAGUCUUGGCUUAUAGGUUCCAGUUUUAUCUUCAGUAUUGCUGUAUUCUACUGAGAGGCUACAGAUCACCUGGACAACAAGAGUGUUCCUAUGACGCAUUUGUGAUUUUCUCCAGCUAUGAUGAAGACUGGGUCAUGAAUGAACUGAUGGAGAAUCUGGAGAACGGUGUUCCACCUAUUCAUCUUUGCCUUCACAUGCGGGACUUUCAAGCAGGGAAGUCCAUCGCCUCCAACAUUAUCGAUGAAGGAAUAAUGGGCAGCCGUAAAGUCAUUGUGGUUGUGUCUCAACACUUCAUUGAUAGCGCCUGGUGUCGCUUUGAGUUUGAAUUGGCUCAGUCCCGGUUUGUGAUGGAACGCAAUGCCAACAUCAUCAUCAUCAUUCUGGAAGAUGUGGAAGAGAGGAAGACUAAGAAAGUGUUUGGUCUUCAUAAGCAUCUGAAAAGGAACACAUACCUGAAGUGGAGCAGGGACCCUUUGAGUAACAUGAGAUUCUGGACAUGGCUCAGGAGAGCUAUUAUUGCCACAAAGCAAUAAUUGUUUAGAAAAUGGAUAAUUCCUAUGUACUCCUUCGAAUAGUUUGUCAGUACAGCUUUCCACUCAUGAUAAAUUUUAUAGCAGCUUUAGUAACAGUUUUGACUUAAUCAUUGUGUGUAUUUUUAAUAAAUAAACUGGUGCCUCAUUUUUCAGCCAUGCAUUUAAAGAAGCAUUUUAUGAUGUACUCAACAAUUUUUUGGCAAAGAUGUUAUUAUUCAUUGUAGAUACUGGAACAAUGGGUUUCAGUAAUGAAUAACUUCCCUUUUGGAACAAACAUGAAAAAGUACAACAAUAGAGUGUAAACAUAUUUAUGUCAAAUGCUAUGUGCUUUACAGUAAAACAGAUUCAAGCUCCA